CCCCCGCGCCGCGGACCCUGCGCUUCCGAUUUCCCGGGCGCUCGGGCAAGCUGUCGCUUCGGUCUCAGUCUGGAGCCUGAGGACGCAGGGAGGGUCUGUCUCUGGGAGACUGCAGACUGUAGGCACUGCCAUGGCCCCCGUGCUCAGCAAGGACACGGCCGACAUCGAGAGUAUCCUGGCUUUAAAUCCUCGAACACAAACUCAUGCAAUUCUGCGUUCCACUUCGGCCAAGAAAUUAGACAAGAAACAUUGGAAAAGAAAUCCUGAUAAGAACUGCUUUAAUUGUGAGAAGCUGGAGAAUAAUUUUGAUGACAUCAAGCACACCACUCUUGGUGAGCGAGGAGCUCUCCGAGAAGCAAUGAGAUGCCUGAAAUGUGCCGAUGCCCCAUGUCAGAAAAGCUGUCCAACGAAUCUAGAUAUCAAAUCAUUCAUCACAAGUAUUGCAAACAAGAACUAUUAUGGAUCUGCUAAGAUGAUUUUUUCUGACAACCCACUUGGUCUAACCUGUGGAAUGGUAUGUCCCACCUCUGAUCUUUGUGUCGGCGGAUGCAAUUUAUAUGCCACUGAGGAGGGACCAAUUAAUAUUGGUGGAUUGCAGCAGUUUGCCACUGAGGUGUUCAAAGCAAUGAAUAUCCCACAAAUCAGAAAUCCUUCUCUGCCUCCCCCAGAAAAAAUGCCUGAAGCCUAUUCUGCAAAGAUUGCUCUUUUUGGUGCUGGACCUGCAAGUAUAAGUUGUGCUUCCUUUUUGGCUCGAUUGGGCUACUCUGACAUCACUAUAUUUGAAAAACAAGAAUAUGUUGGUGGUUUAAGUGCUUCUGAAAUCCCUCAGUUCCGUCUGCCAUAUGAUGUAGUGAAUUUUGAGAUUGAGCUUAUGAAGGACCUUGGUGUAAAGAUAAUUUGUGGUAAAAGCCUUUCAAUGAAUGAAAUGACUCUUAGCACUGUGAAAGAAGAAGGGUACAAAGCUGUUUUCAUUGGGAUAGGUUUGCCAGAACCCAAUAAACACCGCAUCUUCCAAGGCCUGACGCAGGACCAGGGGUUUUACACGUCCAAAGACUUUUUGCCACUUGUAGCGAAAGCCAGUAAACCAGGAAUGUGUGCCUGUCACUCUCCAUUGCCAUCGAUACGGGGAGCUGUGAUUGUACUCGGGGCUGGAGACACUGCUUUCGACUGUGCAACGUCCGCCUUACGUUGUGGAGCACGCCGUGUGUUCAUCGUCUUCAGAAAAGGCUUUGUUAAUAUAAGAGCUGUCCCCGAGGAGAUGGAGCUUGCUAAGGAAGAAAAGUGUGAAUUUUUGCCUUUCCUGUCCCCACGGAAGGUUGUAGUAAGAGGUGGGAGAAUUGUUGCUAUGAAAUUUGUUCGGACAGAGCAAGAUGAAGCUGGAAACUGGAGUGAAGAUGAAGAUCAGAUAGUCCAGCUGAAAGCCGACGUGGUCAUCAGUGCCUUUGGUUCAGUUCUGAGUGAUCCUAAAGUAAAAGAAGCUUUGAGCCCUAUAAAAUUUAACAGAUGGGGUCUCCCAGAAGUAAAUCCAGAAACUAUGCAAACCAGUGAACCAUGGGUGUUUGCAGGUGGUGAUGUUGUUGGCAUGGCUAACACUACAGUGGAAUCAGUUAAUGAUGGGAAGCAAGCUUCUUGGUUCAUUCACAAAUAUAUACAGUCACAACAUGGAGCUUCAGUUGCUGCCAAGGCUGAACUACCCCUCUUUUACACUCCUAUUGAUCUUGUGGACAUUAGCGUGGAGAUGGCUGGAUUGAAGUUUAUAAAUCCUUUUGGUCUUGCUAGUGCAACUCCAGCCACCAGUGCAUCAAUGAUUCGAAGAGCUUUUGAAGCUGGAUGGGGUUUUGCCCUAACCAAAACUUUCUCUCUUGAUAAGGACAUUGUGACAAAUGUUUCACCCAGAAUCAUCCGGGGGAUCACCUCUGGCCCCUUGUAUGGCCCUGGACAAAGCUCCUUCCUGAAUAUUGAGCUCAUCAGUGAGAAAACGGCUGCAUAUUGGUGUCAAAGUGUCGCUGAACUAAAGGCUGACUUUCCAAACAAUAUCGUGAUUGCCAGCAUCAUGUGCAGUUACAACAAAAAUGACUGGAUGGAACUCUCCAAACAGGCCGAGGCUUCUGGAGCAGAUGCCCUGGAGUUAAAUUUAUCAUGUCCACAUGGCAUGGGAGAAAGAGGAAUGGGCCUGGCCUGCGGGCAGGAUCCAGAGCUGGUGCGGAACAUCUGUCGCUGGGUUAGACAAGCUGUUCGGGUUCCUUUUUUUGCCAAAUUGACCCCAAAUGUCACUGAUAUUGUAAGCAUCGCAAGAGCUGCAAAAGAAGGAGGUGCAGACGGCGUUACAGCCACCAACACUGUCUCAGGUCUGAUGGAAUUAAAAGCCGAUGGCACCCCCUGGCCAGCAGUGGGCAUUGGGAAGCGCACUACAUACGGAGGAGUGUCUGGCACAGCAAUCAGACCCAUUGCUUUGAGGGCCGUGACCGCCAUUGCUCGUGCUUUGCCUGGAUUUCCCAUUUUGGCUACCGGUGGAAUUGACUCAGCUGAAAGUGGUCUUCAGUUUCUCCACAGUGGUGCUUCUGUCCUCCAGGUAUGCAGUGCUAUUCAGAAUCAGGAUUUCACUGUGAUUGAAGACUACUGCACUGGCCUCAAAGCCCUGCUUUAUCUGAAAAGCAUUGAAGAACUACAAGACUGGGAGGGGCAGAGUCCAGCCACUGUGAGUCACCAGAAAGGGAAACCAGUUCCUCGGAUUCCUGAACUCAUGGGGCAGAAACUGCCAAGUUUUGGACCUUAUCUUGAGAAGCGCAAGAAAAUCAUAGCAGAGAACAAGAUUAGACAGAAAGAACAAAAUGCCGCUUUUCCACCACUUGAGAGAAACAAUUUUAUCCCCCAAAAGCCUAUUCCUGCCAUCAAGGAUGUAAUUGGAAAAGCAUUGCGGUACCUUGGAGCAUUUGGUGAACUGAGCAACACAGAGCACGUUGUAGCUCUGAUUGAUGAAGAAAUGUGUAUCAACUGUGGUAAAUGCUACAUGACCUGUAAUGACUCUGGCUACCAGGCCAUACUGUUUGAUCCCGAAACCCACCUGCCCACCGUUACUGACUCUUGUACAGGCUGUACCCUGUGUCUCAGCGUCUGCCCUAUUAUCGACUGCAUCAAAAUGGUUUCCAGGACAACACCUUAUGAACCAAAGAGAGGCUUGCCCUUAGCUGUGAAUCCGGUGUGUUAAGGUGAUUUGUGAAACAGUUGCUGUGAACUUUGAGGUCACCCUCAUAUGCUAAUCUUUUUAAUUGUGAUCAUUAUGUUCAGCUCUUUCUAAAUUAAAGCAGAUAUAUAAUUUCUAAAUAUAUUUCUAAAUUUUAAAAGAAGUCUACCACCAGUGACCAUUCAAUUAAUGGUCAUAAAAUAGAAUAAUUCUUUUCUGAGGAUAGUUGUUAAAUAACCGUGUAGCAGUUAAUUGGAUAUUCACCGUCAGUUGUCCGUUGUGAAAAAUAGUAACUUUUUUGUGGCAAUUAAUGUGACAAUUUCCAAAUCGCCCUAUGCCAUGCUCUUUGAUUUCUAAUUGUAAGUGAAACUAAGUAUUUUAGAACAAAGCACAAUUUAACAUGCAAGAAAAUGUUUCCAAGGAGACAUUUUAUAAUUAAAAAUUACAUUCAAUUUGAGCGCUGUUUCUAAGCAAAUGUAAUUAGCUCCAUAAAGCACAAAUGAAGAAAGUCAAAUAAUUAUUUACUAUGGCAGGGAAGAAAAAGCCAAAGUUUUGAGAGUUUGCAAAACUUUUUUGAGCCCUCUUUGACGACAUAGCUUCUUUUUGGUGCUAGAUACUGCAAGUGAGAGUGUUUAGUAACCAUUCAUAUCACUCUGUGCUGUUCACCACUCAUGCCAGAGACAGGUGUCCAAACCCCACCAAUGAAUCAAGAUGACAUUCUUCUUUAAAUAUUUAAACUAUGUUCCUAACCAAAGAUGUUAGGAUGGAGCUCUGGUUAAAGCCACUCUUUUGCUGUGCACCAGUCUGCUCUAUCUGCUUUUAAUAGUAACCUUCAUGAUUAUGGCAAUUAAUGUUUGAACAAAGCCUAAAUUAUACAGUAGUGGGUCAUGCGCUUCAUUAUUCAAGAGUGAAAAAUAUAGUAUUGGUGAUAUAUUAAAUUGUGCGAAACCAGUUUGACUACUCUUUCUUUUACUGUUUAUGCUUGAUUUCAAAAGUAAUGGAAUAAAAAAGAAAUAUAUAUUUUCUAUUAUUGCCAAACAAUAUUUUUGUAUUUCUCUAAUUUCAUAAUCAGCAAAUACAUCAUAUAAAUUCAUUUAUCUCUUCUUUGUGGCAUAUUUUAAUAUGAAUCUAUAAGGAGUAAAUCUUUAAAUAACAAUCUGUGGCAUACUUCUGUGACAAAUGCAAGAUCUAGAAAAGUAAGAUGUUUGAUUAUGCACUUUUAGAAAUGUGCACUUACCACAAAAUCUGUAUUAUUGAAUAAUAUCAAAUAAAAUUUCAUAAAGCAU
Ceratotherium simum simum (southern white rhinoceros) is the source of this 4470-nucleotide messenger RNA. It is a transcript of the gene DPYD, whose product is annotated as dihydropyrimidine dehydrogenase. Lineage: Eukaryota; Metazoa; Chordata; Mammalia; Perissodactyla; Rhinocerotidae. The record is from RefSeq and is a predicted model, not a curated record. Gene Ontology annotation, biological process: uracil catabolic process; thymine catabolic process. Gene Ontology annotation, molecular function: uracil binding; iron-sulfur cluster binding; dihydropyrimidine dehydrogenase (NADP+) activity. Gene Ontology annotation, cellular component: cytosol; cytoplasm.